Molecule: messenger RNA, 1142 nt
Organism: Hevea brasiliensis (rubber tree)
Lineage: Eukaryota; Viridiplantae; Streptophyta; Magnoliopsida; Malpighiales; Euphorbiaceae
Product: BAG family molecular chaperone regulator 3
Exons: 4
Coding region: 144-929 (261 amino acids)
Biological process (GO): protein stabilization
Cellular component (GO): cytoplasm
Molecular function (GO): protein-folding chaperone binding; adenyl-nucleotide exchange factor activity
Source: RefSeq, a predicted model, not a curated record
CCUCACUGCCAACCCAGCAUUACACCCUGUAUGCUCUUGCUUAUGUCGGCGAGUCAGAACCCAGAGCACGCUCAUUUGGCCAUUUCGUGUUCUCAGAUAGUUUCUCUCAUUUUCCGGGAAAAUUUAGACGCUUUACUCGAAAAAUGAUGAAGAAAGGGUCGAAUAUGUAUGGUAGAAUGAGUAGUAGCUCGGCAUCGACGACGACAACUUCGUCGUCGUCUUUUACGUUAAGAGACAAAGACUUCGAGUGGGAGAUGAGACCAGGAGGCAUGCUUGUACAGAAAAGAAACGAAAAGAUCGAUAUUCCGCCAGCUAUUUUACGCCUCCGAAUAGCUUACGGUGCUCUCCGAUACGAGAUCUUGGUGGAUGCUCAAGCAACUUUUGGGGAGUUGAAGAAGCUUCUAAUGGCGGAAACAGGGUUACAGCCUCGUGAUCAGAGGCUAAUGUAUAGGGGAAAAGAGCGCGAAAAUGGACAGUAUCUGGACAUGUGCGGAGUCAAAGAUCGAUCAAAACUCACACUAAUCGAGGACCCAGCCAGCAUAGAGAGGAGAUAUAUCGAGACGCGUAAAAACGCCAGGAUUCAAAGUGCUCAUCGUGCCAUCUCUGCUGUAUCCAUGGAGGUCGAUAAGCUUGUAGAACAGGUUUCUGCAAUUGAAAAAUCCAUCUCAAAUGGAAUUAAGGUGCCAGAAGUUCAAAUCACAACAUUAAUUGAGAUGCUCAUGAGACAAGCAAUUAAGUUAGAUAGCAUUUCUGCAGAAGGAGAUGCUGCUUCUCUCAAAAUUUUGCAGAGUAAGAGAGUGCAGAAGUGUGUGGAAACUCUUGAUGUGCUAAAGAUAUCCAAUGCAAAAGUGAAGCCUGUUAUUGCCACAACUAAAUGGGAGACCUUUGAUCCUCCUUCGGCCUUGGCUCAGUGGGAAAUUUUUGAUUGAUUUUCCCCACACUUUUCAUUUUCUUUUUUUCAUUCAUCUCUAGCUCUAGCUCCAGAGAAACAUUAGCAAACUACUCCACUUGUACCUGAAAGUUCUUCAGUUCCUCAAGAACUUCGUCAAUAAGCGUUGGUGAUUAUAAUUUCAUAUGAUUGGAGUUUUAUGGAAACACAAUAUUAUGAUAACUCUAUCGGAAAAUUACUCGACGAUUAUUUU